Messenger RNA from Wasmannia auropunctata (little fire ant), 1467 nucleotides. It is a transcript of the gene CstF50, whose product is annotated as cleavage stimulation factor subunit 1. The transcript has 4 exons. Lineage: Eukaryota; Metazoa; Arthropoda; Insecta; Hymenoptera; Formicidae. The record is from RefSeq and is a predicted model, not a curated record. The coding region runs from base 129 to 1442 and encodes 437 amino acids. Gene Ontology annotation, biological process: mRNA 3'-end processing. Gene Ontology annotation, molecular function: protein binding; RNA binding. Gene Ontology annotation, cellular component: mRNA cleavage stimulating factor complex.
AACGCGACAUAACCUGCGAAAAGACCGGAGGUCAUCGAUUGAUGGGCGGUUUACGGUGCUUUCGACAGUUGUAGGAAAAAGUCGGCAACAUUCAGUCACCGUCAGGAAACACGGCGGGCCAGAGCGCGAUGAAGGAACCCGAGGCGGAUCCGAAAAAUAUAAUAAAGAGCAGAGAGCUGCUCUACAGGCUGAUGAUCAGUCAGCUGUUCUACGAUGGUCAUCAGACACUAGCCGUGCAGUUGUCCAACAUGAUGCAGGCAGAACCACCGUGCCCACCCUCGGAUCGAUUGCUCCAUUUGAUGUUGAUCGGCACUGCCCACGAGCCGGAUCGUUCCAAGAAGGAUAACAGCACCAGCCUGUCCACGUUUGCGUCGAGCUUCGACAAUACCUUAGGUCCUGGGUUGGAUCUGGAAUUCGAGACGGAGACUCAGACUCAAGCACCAGAACCGGCGCAAUAUGAAACGGCGUAUGUCACGUCCCACAAAGGAAACUGCAGGGCUGGGGCUUUCUCGUCGGACGGUCAGUUGAUAGCCACCGGCUCCGUGGAUGCCUCGAUCAAGAUCUUAGACGUGGACAGAAUGCUGGCCAAGUCCGCGCCGGAGGAGAUCGCGCCUGGAGACCAGACCGGUGGCCAUCCGGUUAUAAGAACUUUGUACGAUCACUUGGAAGAAGUGACGUGUUUAGAGUUCCAUCCCAGAGAGCCUAUACUCGUGUCCGGCAGUCGCGACUUCUCCGUGAAAUUGUUCGAUUUUAGCAAGGCCAGCGUCAAGAAGGCAUUCAGAACCAUCACGGACGCGGAUCAAAUUCGAUGUCUGUCCUUCCAUCCGACCGGAGAUUUUCUCAUAGUUGGGACCAAUCAUCCGGUGGUUAGAUUGUACGACGUAAAUACCGCACAGUGCUUUGUGUGCAGCAUACCGAGUCAUCAGCACACAGCCGGGAUAACGAGCAUCAAGUAUUCGCCGGACGCAAAGACUUACGCAUCGGCGGGAAAAGACGGUAGCAUCAAGCUUUGGGAUGGCGUGUCGAAUCGAUGUGUGAACACCUUCGCGAAAGCGCACGACGGCUACGAAGUGUGCUCGGUGAUCUUCACGAGGAACGGCAAGUAUUUACUGUCCUCAGGAAAAGAUUCCCUGAUAAAGUUAUGGGAAUUAUCUACUAGCAGAUGUCUAAUAGCGUAUACAGGCGCCGGAACUACAGGUAAACAAGAGCACAAGGCACAGGCUAUCUUUAAUCAUACCGAGGAUUACGUGAUGUUCCCCGAUGAAGCCACUACCUCGUUGUGCGCAUGGAAUUCUCGUAACGCAUCGCGGAAACAGUUGCUGUCAUUGGGUCACAACGGUCCUGUGAGGAUGAUCGUGCAUUCGCCAACUGCGCCUGCAUUCUUGACAUGCAGUGACGAUUUCAGGGCGAGAUUCUGGUUCCGAAGAAUGCCAACGCAUUAACAGUUUACCGUUAAAAUCAACCACA